AUGCCUGCUGGGACAAGCAGGAAUGCAGAGAGGUCAAGAGGAUGCGGGCAGGCAUCCCUCUUGCUGGUGGUAUUGAUGGCGGUGGUGUUGGGGGGCCGGGGUGGCGUGCAGUCGUGCCCGGCUCCCUGCAGCUGCCUGGGGAACACAGUGGACUGCCAUGGCCUCGGGAUCCACGCUGUGCCCAGAAACAUUCCCAAAGGAGCAGAACGGCUAGAUCUGAAUGGGAACAACCUCACCAUCAUCACCAAGAUGGACUUUUUGGGCCUUAAGCAUCUGCGAGUACUUCACCUAAUGGAGAACCAAAUCCGAGAGGUGGAGCGAGGCGCUUUGGAUGAAUUGAACAAUCUGGAGCGUCUUCGCCUCAACAAGAAUCGUCUAACGCAAAUUCCGGAACUUCUCUUCCAGAAGAAUGAAGCUCUGUCACGGCUUGACCUGAGUGAAAACGCUAUUCAAGCCAUUCCCAGGAGAGCCUUCAGAGGGGCUGCAGACCUAAAAAAUCUCCAGCUGGAUAAAAAUCACAUCAGCUGCAUUGAGGAGGGAGCAUUCAGGGCACUGCGAUCUUUGGAAGUACUGACGCUGAACAACAACAAUAUCAGCAGCAUUCCCGUGUCCAGUUUCAACCACAUGCCUAAACUUCGCACAUUUCGUCUUCACUCCAAUAUGCUGCGCUGCGACUGUCACUUGGCCUGGUUAUCGCCGUGGCUCCGCCAGCGCCCUGCAUUGGGCCUUUACACUCAGUGCAGCGCCCCACCUUCCCUAAGGGGGCUCAACUUAGCUGAGCUACGCAAAAGCGAUUUGGCUUGCUCAGGCCACGGCAGCAGUGCCUUCGUGCAGCCGUGCAGCUUGGCGUCCGGCUCAUGCCCGCCCAUGUGCUCGUGCAGCAAUAACAUCGUGGACUGCCGGGGAAGAGGCCUAACUGCUAUACCCGCACACCUCCCUGAGGCUAUGACAGAGAUUCGUCUGGAGCAGAAUGGAAUCAAGUCUGUUCCUCCAGGGGCCUUCACCUCCUACAAGAAGCUUCGGCGAAUUGACCUGAGUAACAACCAAAUAUCGGAAAUUGCUCCAGAUGCUUUUCACGGCCUCAAAGCCCUCAACUCCUUGGUUUUGUACGGCAACAAGAUAACGGAGCUUCCUGCCGGUGUGUUCGAUGGCCUAGUCUCACUGGAGCUGUUGUUGCUGAACGCCAAUAAGAUCCACUGCGUGCGCGCAUCAGCCUUCAAGGAUCUGGAGAACUUGGCUCUGCUGUCACUGUACGACAACAAGAUCCAAAGUUUGGCAAAAGGAACCUUCAGUUCACUGCAUGGCAUCCAGACACUCCACUUGGCCCAAAACCCCUUCGUCUGUGACUGCAACGUCAAGUGGCUGGCUGACUUUCUCCGCGCGAAUCCCAUCGAGACCAGCGGGGCUCGCUGCGCCAGCCCACGACGUCUUGCCAACAAACGCAUUGCUCAAAUUAAAAGCAGCAAGUUCCGAUGCUCUGCCAAGGAGCAGUACCACAUCCCAGGAGCUGAGGACCGCCGCCUGAGCUCCGGUUGCAACAGCAAGCCAGCUUGUCCUAGCAAGUGUCGCUGUGAGGCCAACGUGGUGGACUGCUCUAACCUGAGACUAACCAAGUUUCCCCAGCACCUACCACCCACCACUGAAGAAUUGCGCCUCAACAACAAUGACCUCUCCCUGCUGGAGGCCACGGGCGCUUUCAAGGGCCUGUCGCAGCUCAAAAAAAUAAACCUGAGCAACAACAAGAUCUCAGAGAUUGAGGAUGGUGCGUUCGAGGGCGCCUCGGCAGUGGCCGAACUCCACCUGACCGCCAACCACCUGGAGGCCGUGCGGGGGAGUAUGUUCAGAGGAAUGGAUAUGCUACGCAUGCUGAUGUUGAGGAACAACAAGAUCAGUUGCUUACACAACGGUAGCUUCACAGGCCUGAGCAACGUACGUCUGCUGUCGCUCUAUGACAACCAACUGAGCGUCAUCCUUCCAGGAACUUUUGACCCGCUUCCUAACCUCUCCACACUGAACCUGCUGGCCAACCCAUUCAACUGCGACUGCCGUCUGUCCUGGUUGGGCUCCUGGCUCAGGAGCCGCCGCAUCGUGACGGGAAACCCUCGCUGCCAAAGUCCAGCUUUCCUGCGUGAGAUCCCGAUGCAGGAUGUGGCUGUGCCUGACUUCCGCUGUGAAGAUGGUACUCACACUGAGUCCACCAGCUGCUCUUUGGGCCCACAGUGUCCCAGUGGUUGCACGUGCAUGGACACUGUGGUACGGUGCAGCAACAAGCACCUGCAAGCCCUACCCAGAGGACUUCCUCCAAACCUCACCGAACUGUAUCUGGAUGGGAACCAGUUUACGCGAGUACCCAACCUGCUUAGCAAGUUCAAGCAUCUACAACUCAUUGAUUUGAGCAACAACAAAAUCAGCUCGCUGUCUGAUGACUCCUUCGCUAACAUGAGCCAACUCACCACGCUGAUCCUGAGUUAUAAUUCUUUACGUUGUAUUCCUCCUCUGGCGCUGGGAGGCCUGCGAUCCCUGAGGCUGCUAUCUCUGCACGGUAACGACAUCUCUGAGUUGCAACAUGGAAUCUUCAACGAUGUCACGUCACUCUCACACCUCGCCAUCGGCUCCAACCCCUUGUACUGCGACUGCCGCCUGCUGUGGUUGUCCGAGUGGCUCAAGAGCGGCUACAAGGAGCCGGGCAUCGCGCGCUGCAGCGGCCCUCCGGGCAUGGAGGGUAAACUCCUGCUCACCACGCCCCCGGAACACUUCCUUUGUCAAGGUGCGGUGGAGGCGAGCGUGGUGGCUAAAUGCAACCCAUGUGCAUCAUCGCCUUGCCACAACCAAGGCCUCUGCCAAGGCUUACCUUCACACUCACAGCCAUACACGUGCACCUGCAAGGAUGGAUUCACGGGACAACGUUGUGAGACUCCAGUGGACGCAUGUGCUAGUAAUCCCUGCAUCAAUGGAGGAACGUGUCUCAGUGACGAGCAGACGAGCAGCUUCAGUUGUGCAUGCUCUUUGGGCUUCCACGGCGUCUACUGCGAGGUGAACGCCGACGACUGCCAAGAUCACGGCUGCGAGAGCGGUGCCACCUGCGUGGACGGCGUGGGAAACUAUACCUGUCUGUGCCCCCCUGGAAGAGAUGGUCUCUUUUGCCAAGAAGAGCAGGAUGCCUGCUCGCCCGCUAGGAACCCCUGCAAGAAUCAGGCCACAUGUGUCAGGACAUCAACAGGACACAGGUGCGUGUGCAUCCCGGGUUGGGUCGGUCCGGACUGCGGCCUGGACUACGAUGAGUGUGCGGACCACCGCUGUCAGAAUGCGGCACAGUGCGUGGACCACCUGGAUGGAUACACUUGUGUGUGCCCUCAGGGAUAUACGGGUGAUUUUUGCGAGGUGUCGCCGCCUCCUGAGUCUCUAUGCCUGCUGGUGCGCUGCCAAAAUGGCGCCCCCUGUGUGGAGAAGGCAGGUGUGGCACUGUGCCAAUGUCCGGCGGGCUUUGAAGGUGCCACCUGUGAGAAGCUGGUCAGUGUCAACUUCGUCAACAGAGAUGCUUACGUUCAACUGCGUGACGUCAAGAAUCUCCCCCAAGUCAACAUCACCAUGCAGCUCUUGUUUCAGGUGUCUACAGGGGAUGAAAAUGGUAUUUUGUUGUUUAAUGGAGACCAAGAACCAAUUGCUGUGGAGCUUCAUCAAGGGCAUGUCAGGGUGACCUACGACCCCGGCAAUGAGCCCGCCAGCGCCAUCUACAGCUCGGAAACAGUGAAUGACGGUCUGUUCCAUACGGUGGAGCUGCUAACUUUUGAUCGGACGGUCAACUUGUCAGUGGACGGAGGGCAACCAGCUACUCUGGAUGGACGGGGAGGAAGCCAUGGAACUAGCAUGGACGCACCGCUCUAUGUUGGAGGUCUUCCAGAGGAAGUUUUUCCCGCCUCACUGUCUCUGUCCUCCCACGCCGUCAACAUGUCAGGUUUCCACGGCUGCAUCCGGAACCUAUACAUCAACCACGAGCUUCAGGACUUUACGCGCGGACACAUGCAAGCGGGCGUGCUGCCAGGAUGCCAGGCAUGCCGCAAGCUCUUGUGCGUGCACGGCCUCUGCCAGCCUGGAGGAGGCGCUCAGGGAGCGCAGUGUUUAUGCCAGUCAGGCUGGUCGGGGCCACACUGCGAUCAGCCAAUCACAGACGGACUUGACGGAGGAGGUAGCGCGGUCAACGCUACAGUAGCCGCAGAAGCGUUAGGCUCGGUGUGUUCCGGCAUUCCCGUCAGAGAUUACCACCGCUUGCAGCGGGGUCCAGUCGUCUGCAGGACUCCCAAAACCUUGUCCUGGCUGGAGUGCCGGGGCCGCUGCCAGCCGGAAGGGGUCUCGUCAGGUGCGGCUUCCUGCUGCGCCGCUUUGAGGCUGCGCCGACGCCGAAUCAACUUCCUGUGCGACGACGGAACCUCUUUGACGCAAGAUGUGGAGAAGCCAAUUGAGUGUGGAUGCAAGAUGUGUGUGUAG
Molecule: messenger RNA, 4485 nt
Organism: Nerophis lumbriciformis (worm pipefish)
Lineage: Eukaryota; Metazoa; Chordata; Actinopteri; Syngnathiformes; Syngnathidae
Source: RefSeq, a predicted model, not a curated record